AUGGAGAAAUUUGUGGAUGUGGCCUACUCAGUGCACAAGUUCCAAGCAACCUAUGCAGGAAUGAUUCAUGUCAUCAUUGAUAAGAGCCAGUGGCCACAAGUGGAUAAGCGGUUCAAGCUUCUUCCACCAAUUGGCAAGAAAAGAGGACUUGGAAGGCGAAGGAAGAAAAUGUUAAGGGAUGUAUGGAGAGAAGUGAAAAAGCCACAAGACAGGAAGAGAAUAAGGAAGACAAAGACAAAAAGAAGACCUAAGAAGGCUGCUGUCAUGGAGAAGGAACCUGCUCCUACUAUUGAAACUAUACCAGCCCCUCAGCCUUCACCAGCAGCAGCACCAUCUCCAAGGACCCAAGAACAAGGGCAGCAACAACAAAGGAAAGAGAAGCAGAGGCAGCAGCAACAACAGUAG
Messenger RNA from Miscanthus lutarioriparius, 405 nucleotides. The record is from the annotation of a GenBank genome assembly. Lineage: Eukaryota; Viridiplantae; Streptophyta; Magnoliopsida; Poales; Poaceae.